This is a messenger RNA of Pimephales promelas (fathead minnow), 1456 nucleotides long. RefSeq names its product cone RDH (gene crdh). Lineage: Eukaryota; Metazoa; Chordata; Actinopteri; Cypriniformes; Leuciscidae. The record is from RefSeq and is a predicted model, not a curated record.
CGGGGUGAUUAGAUGUGUUAGCUGGCACUGAGCUUGAUGGUGGCCGUGCACUAGAAGCCACAGCUUUUUAUAAACAAAGAAAAGAGUUUAGUACUAUAUGACAGAAAAUAAAAUGAAAGCAGAGCUGAAAGCGCAUCACAGUGGAUGACAUGUAUCUCUCUGCAGCCACACAAAUGUGGGAGGAACUGAAGGCAAAUCGUCUCGCCCAAUUCGGCACAGUAACUGCGGUCACAGCUAUUAGUUUGGUUCUGCUGAGAAAAUGGAUUGCAGGCGGAGUGUGUCGCUGCCGCGUGCGACUGGAUAGAAAGACAGUCGUCGUUACUGGUGCCAACACUGGGAUUGGAAAAGAGACGGCACAUGACUUGGCCAUGAGAGGGGCUCGGGUUGUGAUGGCUUGUCGAGAUCUUUCAAGAGCAGAAAAGGCUGCAGCAGAGAUUCGCAGAUCUACAGGAAAUGGCAACAUAGUAGUUCGGCACUUAAACCUGGCAUCUCUGUUCUCCGUACGGCAGUUUGUGCAGGAAUACACUGCCACUGAGGAUCGACUGGAUAUACUUGUUAACAAUGCUGGAGUGAUGAUGUGCCCUAAAAGCCUCACUGAGGAUGGCUAUGAAACCCAGUUUGCUGUCAAUCAUUUGGGCCAUUUCCUCCUGACUGUUCUGCUCCUGGACAUGCUGAAGAAGUCUAGUCCAAGUCGAGUUAUCAAUGUAUCCAGCAUUGCUCACAAAGGAGGUAAGAUCCACUUUGAUGACCUUAAUUUCAGCAAGGCACCGUACGAUUCCCUGGUCAGCUACAGGCAAAGCAAACUUGCCAACCUGCUGUUUACUCGCGAGUUAGCACGGAGGAUUAAAGGGUCUGGUGUGACUGUGUACUCCCUUCACCCUGGAGUAAUCCGCACUGAACUGGGACGUUACGUGCAGACCCGCUACCCUCUGCUCAGUGUCCUGUUGUCUUUCCCUGCUCUUUUACUGAUGAAAACCCCCAAACAAGGUGCUCAGACGUCCAUCUACUGUGCGGUUGCUGAGGGGUUGGAGUCUCACAGUGGCUGCUAUUUCAGUGAUUGUAAGCUGAAGGAACCAGCUCCUGAAGGUAAAGAUGAUCUUGCUGCUCUGCGAUUAUGGGAAAUAAGUGCAAAGCUUGUGGGCUACCAAGAAGAGAACUGACAACACUCCACCAAGAUCUAUAUAAUACCAUACAGGAAUGCUUUGUAUGCAGCUAGCAACACUCAGAUCGUAUUUUCUAUCUUUGAAGUUUUUUUUUUUUAUUAAAUGAAAGCUGUAUUUAAAUCGAAUUGAUUAUGAGUGGUUUAAUCAACUGAAUCAGUACUGUAACUGUUGUAAUUCCCAUGUCUUGCACAUGGCAGUAUAAAUGUAAGAUAUUGAUAUUUGUCUCACCAUUUGUUAUUUUAAAGCUGUUUUGAAGUAUCUCAUUUGAUGAUUAAUAAAGUUUUAUAAAAUCA